AUGGCUUUUCUGUUCAGUCCAAUCUACAUAGUAACUGCCUUUCUUUCUCUUGGCCUUUCCAUAAUCUUUAUUCAUGCAUUCAUAAUCACAGUGCUACAGAAGCAUAGCAACAACAAGAAGUACCAUCCAAUUGGAGGCACCAUUUUUCACCAUGUUAUCAACUUCCAUAGGUUGCACCAUUAUAUAACUGAUCUUGCUAGGAAGUACAAGACUUGCAGAUUAAUCACACCUUUCAGGAGUGAGGUUUACACUGUAGACCCUGUAAAUGUUGAGUACAUCCUCAAAACAAACUUUGAGAAUUAUGGCAAGGGGGAAUAUAAUAACAGCAUUCUGAAGGACCUGUUAGGUGAUGGGAUUUUCACCGUUGAUGGGGAGAAGUGGCGUGAACAGAGAAAGGUGUCGAGCCACGAGUUCUCCACAAGAGUGUUAAGGGACUACAGCAGUGUGGUCUUCAGAAAAAGUGCAGCAACUCUUGCUCACAUAUUGUCUGAAGCAGCAAACAAGGAGGAGUCAGUUGAUAUGCAAGCAAGUUACCCAAUCCCAGCUUCCUAA
Messenger RNA from Ipomoea nil (Japanese morning glory), 552 nucleotides. RefSeq names its product cytochrome P450 704C1-like. The transcript has 2 exons. Gene Ontology annotation, molecular function: iron ion binding; oxidoreductase activity, acting on paired donors, with incorporation or reduction of molecular oxygen; monooxygenase activity. Lineage: Eukaryota; Viridiplantae; Streptophyta; Magnoliopsida; Solanales; Convolvulaceae. The coding region runs from base 1 to 552 and encodes 183 amino acids. The record is from RefSeq and is a predicted model, not a curated record.